AAAAAAAAGUGAGAAACCUUUUGUAUCCGGGGUCCUUUAUCAAAAGAUUUACGAGACGCCAAACUGUUAGGGCAGUAAUUAUAGCCCCCAUAAAUUUAAUUGCCCUGCAGUGGCUCUGGGCCAUGUGUCUUUGAAGCUUUUCUUCUAACCCAAAUGCCCAUCACCAUUUUUUAUUGCUCCUCGAUUGUCCCCACUGUCGAUAGGCUGGGAAACAAUUUUUCUUGCCGUUUACGUAUCUUAUGUGAACCCGGUGUCAAGUUAUUAUAUAAUGAUUAUGUUCCAUCCCUUCCCUUCUCCUUCUUUCCCCUCCGCGUGUGUAUGUGUGUGCCUGUUGUGCACGUUUCAGUAAACCCCAAUUACAACGGAGGGGAGCCCAAGAGGUCUCGCACUGCCUACACCAGACAGCAGGUCCUGGAGCUGGAGAAGGAGUUUCACUUCAACCGCUACCUGACCAGAAGGCGACGCAUCGAGAUCGCGCACACCCUCUGCCUCUCCGAGCGCCAGGUCAAAAUCUGGUUCCAGAACAGGCGCAUGAAGUGGAAGAAAGACCAUAAACUGCCUAACACAAAGAUGCGUUCCUCAAACCAGUCCACACUGAGCCAGCAGUCCAAAGCACAGACACAGGGCCAUCCCCAUCCGCUCGAUGGGGCUACACCCAACGCAGCUGCGCUAUAAAUACGGUUUUUGCUUUGAGUCUUUUUGGUCCUUUUUUGUUUGGUUGGCUUUUUUGUUGUUGUUGUUGUUGUCGUUUUUUAA
Ficedula albicollis (Collared flycatcher) is the source of this 756-nucleotide messenger RNA. It is a transcript of the gene HOXA4, whose product is annotated as homeobox A4. The record is from RefSeq and is a predicted model, not a curated record. The transcript has a single exon. Gene Ontology annotation, biological process: anterior/posterior pattern specification; regulation of transcription by RNA polymerase II; embryonic skeletal system morphogenesis. Gene Ontology annotation, cellular component: nucleus. Gene Ontology annotation, molecular function: DNA-binding transcription factor activity, RNA polymerase II-specific; RNA polymerase II cis-regulatory region sequence-specific DNA binding. The coding region runs from base 154 to 675 and encodes 173 amino acids. NCBI's taxonomy places the organism in Eukaryota, Metazoa, Chordata, Aves, Passeriformes, Muscicapidae.